AUGCUUAAAAUACAUGAGCUGAUUCGCUGUUGUGUCACCACCCAGUCUGAGAGAAUGUUGUGUGGGAGUAACCCACUUCGGGUCCUUACGAAGCAGGAAGAUUGCUGCGGCAGCAUCGGCACCUCCUGGGGCCAGAGCAAGUGCCACCAGUGCCCCCAACUGCAGGUAUCUGGGGGUGCAAAAGACGAUGGGAAGCGAUGUCCGCAGGGAUACAAGCGACUCAACAGCACUCACUGCCAGGACAUCAAUGAGUGUGCCAUGCAAGGCGUUGCCAAGGAGGGGGAGUGUUUGAACACCCAAGGAAGCUUCCGUUGUGCGUGUAAACCAGGACAGUGUUUGGGACCUUCCCGCACCCACUGUGUGCCGGAGAAAGCCGGGGAAAGGAGUUCAUGUUAUCGGCUGGUGAGCCCCGAGCAAACGUGCCAACAUCAGCUCUCCACCAAGCUGACUCGGCAAACCUGCUGCUGCAGCGUGGGCAAAGCCUGGGGCGACCACUGCGAGCGAUGCCCCGGCCGAGGGAACGUGGCAUUCCGAGAAAUCUGCCCUGCAGGGAGAGGCUACCACAUUCAAACCUUGCACCAAACUCUGACCAUCCAGACAGAGCGAGUUCGUACUCCAGAUCCACCCGGAUGCUACGAGCGACUUGCCACCACCGCGGCCGGAGCCCCCCCACCCCUCCCGCCAUGGACAGCGACUCCCAGGAAGCGGAAGCUGUUACGCCAGCGAUGUUGCCCAGAAAGACGACGGUUUCGGAGGAGCAGGGGGGUAUUUUUCGGCAACACCCCGACUUUGGGGUCCAUCGGUAAUCCCCCGGGAUUAAAUGAAGAUCAAGGGAGUGGUGAUCACAAAGCCCACCGUCGCCGUUGUGGUCAGUACCCCGAAGAGGAGCGAAUGGAUGAAUUUUACAUGCCCCCAACUCAAGAAACCGAGGUGGACAUCUGCAAAUGGAAGCGCAACAUUUGCAGCCACGGGGAGUGUAGCCCGACCCGAUCCGGAUUCACCUGCCAGUGUUACCAGGGUUAUCGGUGGAACCCUCAGCACAGGUAUUGUGUAGAUGUAAAUGAGUGUGAACUGGAGCUUGUGCGGCCAGGAAAGGCGUGUUGCAUGAACACUGGUGGGUCGUACAAUUGCCACUGCAACCGAGGCUACCAGCUGAAAGUGCAGAAGGGGCUCAGAUCCUGCGCAUAUAUCGAUGAAUGCGCCCGGCCCAACAUCUGUGGAGACGGCGGUUCCUGUAUCAAUUUCCGACACUACAAAUGUGAAUGCCAUGCCGGAUAUCGGCUGACCUCCCGGCAGCCGCUGUGUGAGGAUGUUGAUGAAUGCCUUGAUCCUGGAACUUGCCCUGAUGGGAGAUGUGAAAAUAAACCUGGCAGUUAUAAAUGUAUCCCAUGCCAGCCAGGCUUCCGGGCCCAAAAUGGCAUAUGUUAUGAUGUGGAUGAGUGCGCCGAGGAUGUUUCCUGCAAGCAUGGCUGGUGUGAGAACAUGGCUGGCUCCUUCCGCUGUUCCUGCGGGGACGGCUUUGUGCCUGCCGCUGAUUUCCGCAGCUGCGUCGGUAAAUUCUGCUCCCUAUGCAGAAAACUCCACUCCAUCAGUUCAAACGGGGCCCUUUUAUUGCUUUCAAACCUACACAAACGCUUCCAAGUUUUCUGGCAAGCAAGUCCCAGAGCAGAAUGUCACGAGUGCCAGAACGGUUCUUUGUGCACCCACGGGGGUUUGCGUAAACACGCUGGGGUCCUUCAAGUGCCAGUGUCCGGCGGUUUCCAGGCCGUGAAGGACGGGCCACGCUGCAAGGAUGUAAACGAAUGUGAGUUCCGUGCCGCCUGCGGGGGCGAAUGUAUAAACACGGUGGGCUCCUACCAGUGUCUUGUGCCGGACGGGAUACCACUGGAGAGUAAUCGAAUGUGCCAAGACAUCGACGAGUGCGCGCGAGACCUUGACCUCUGCCAGCCGCACGGGGUGUGCGAGAACACCGAGGGCUCCUUCGUGUGUGUGUGCGACGAGGGAUUCACACUCGCCAAAGACCAGCAGAGUUGCGAAGAGCUCCCCCACCAUAAAAAGGAGUGUUACCUGAACUUCGAUGACAGCGUGUUUUGCGAUAGUGUGCUGGCCACCAACGUCUCUCGCCAGGAAUGCUGCUGCUCGCUCGGGGCCGGCUGGGGGGAUCACUGCGAGAUCUAUCCGUGCCCGUUCUCAACUCGAGUAAUUGAGUUCCACACUCUGUGCCCAGACGGCAAAGGGUUCAUCCUGGAUGAGACCAUCCUGAACUACGGCAUUCCAACGCAUCGAGACAUCGACGAGUGCUCCCUGUUUGGUGAAGAGAUCUGCAAGGAAGGGAAAUGCGUGAACACCCAGCCGGGUUACGAGUGUUACUGCAAGCAGGGUUUCUACUACGACGCCAACCUUCUGGAGUGUGUUGAUGUGGAUGAGUGCUUGGAUGAGUCGAACUGUGUGAACGGACGCUGUGAAAACACUCGGGGCAGUUUCCACUGUGCCUGCCCAGCCUCCACCACCUACGACGGGGCCCAGAAGAAGUGCAUCCCCACCAGCAAAAUCGGUGAACAAGUGACCGAUCGGCGGGACGUCUGCUGGCAACUCCGGGGCGAAGACGGGAUGUGUUCGCCCUUCAGUGGCCAACAGUUGACAUACGAGGAAUGUUGCUGCCGCCAUGGCAAAGGGUGGGGUAACCAGUGCCACGCCUGCCCGCCACGCAGCCCAGGGUCCAACUGCCAAUCUGCUCCAAGCGAAAGCAAUUCCUUCUGGGACUUCAGCACCUUGUUCGGGGCGGUGCAUAAAGAGGCCGACAGUUCAGAAGAGGACUCGGACGAAUGCCGCUGCCUGAACGGGCGCUGCGUCCGCACCCAGCAGGGCUCUGUGUGCGAAUGUCCCACUGGCUUCCAGCUGGACAGCACUCACCGCUGCCUAGAUAUCGACGAGUGCCAGGAGCUAAACCAACGAGGGCGGCUUUGUAAAUCCGAACGCUGCAUCAACACCAGCGGUUCCUAUUUCUGUACUUGCAAGCCCGGCUACUCGCGGUCCUGGCCGCGGGGAAUCUGCGUCCCUCAACGAUAGCGUGUCGUGCUAACCACAGCAUGGAAGGACCGGGGGGCGUGGCCAUCCACGAAUGCUCACGGGCGUGGCGAGAUUCUUCUUCUCGCUGCCCGCCGUCAGAAACUGGAUGCUGACUUGGGAGCGACUUUUUUCGGGGGUCUGAAUUCACCAAGGCAGUUCUCACUUUAUUAUAAUUAUUUUUUGGGGAAAAAAGUGGGGGGGGGAGUUGUACCAGCUACUAUGAGGGGCAUUGAUUUUGCUGAGAAUUUUAUACCUAUUUCCUGCGUUUCUAUGUCUUUAACCCGCUGGAUUCUUAGGGUUUGUUUUAAAAGAAGAAAAAACAGUUUGCACUUGGUUUCUAUAGGAUUCAGAAAUAAUAAUAAUAAAUUCCUUUU
Messenger RNA from Thamnophis elegans (Western terrestrial garter snake), 3443 nucleotides. It is a transcript of the gene LTBP3, whose product is annotated as latent transforming growth factor beta binding protein 3. Lineage: Eukaryota; Metazoa; Chordata; Lepidosauria; Squamata; Natricidae. The record is from RefSeq and is a predicted model, not a curated record. Gene Ontology annotation, molecular function: calcium ion binding.